AUGGCAGUGCGGCUCCUCCCGCGCCAAGCCUGAGCACUCGCACCUUUCGCUCGAAAUCCUCUGCCGCCAACGACUUGACUUGAGCCAGCGCCCAUCGACAUCUGCCACUCGACACAACAACACCGCCAUCAUGGGUAAGGGAAAGCCAAGAGGUCUUUUGGCCGCGCGCAAGCUCCGCAACCACCGCCGUGAGCAGCAGUGGGCAGAUCUCCACUACAAGAAGAGACUGUUGGGUACCGCAUACAAGUCCUCGCCAUUCGGAGGUUCUUCCCACGCCAAGGGCAUUGUCCUCGAAAAGGUCGGUGUUGAGGCCAAGCAGCCAAACUCCGCCAUCCGAAAGUGCGUGCGUGUGCAGCUCAUCAAGAACGGCAAGAAGGUCACCGCUUUCGUGCCAAAUGACGGUUGCUUGAACUUCGUCGACGAGAACGACGAGGUCCUGCUCGCUGGUUUCGGUCGUAAGGGCAAGGCCAAGGGUGAUAUUCCUGGUGUGCGUUUCAAGGUCGUCAAGGUGUCUGGUGUCGGUCUCAGCGCCCUGUGGAAGGAGAAGAAGGAGAAGCCACGUUCAUAGACGACUGAAAUGCAUGGGCACGGCUUGCGGGUAUCAUCGGGCGUUUUGAAGAGCGGCAUCAUCAUGAAAGACAAAGGUGUACUUUCUAGCUUGGCCUUUUGCUGGACUUCUGCUUCACGCACCGCAGAGGCUGACGGCGACACCUAGAGCUACGCGAUACGGAAUGAGAAAACUGAACUUCAUUGCCGGGCGUCAGUCAAAGAUCGUUCUUCGAUACAAACAGUACCACAUGAUACCCAGUACUCUUGCGUCCGAGAAAUGUCCAAGUAAAUGUCGAGAUUCUCAUCCGAUGCAUGGAGACGUCGCGAUAAGUCCCGAGUAUGAUCACCGCUCUCGGCGCCAAUCAGCAACAUGCCAAUAUGGUACAGCAUUGAAGGGCGCUGAUCAACAUGAAGUCACUAGCAAAAGUCGGCCAUUUCAAGCAUGUUCGAGCCGUGGCAUUGAAAUUGUGCUUGAUACAGUCUCUACAUGAGGCGGCAAAUGCGGCAAAAUAGCCAUGCUUGCAUGGGCAAGUUCCUGCAGUGAGGAUGACAUCGACAACCUCGGCCUGCGGCUCAGCCAAAAUCCCCAGCUUUGUCCCCGCCACGCCC
Cercospora beticola is the source of this 1158-nucleotide messenger RNA. RefSeq names its product 40S ribosomal uS12 domain-containing protein (gene RPS23). The record is from RefSeq and is a predicted model, not a curated record. Gene Ontology annotation, cellular component: ribosome; cytosolic small ribosomal subunit. Lineage: Eukaryota; Fungi; Ascomycota; Dothideomycetes; Mycosphaerellales; Mycosphaerellaceae. Gene Ontology annotation, molecular function: structural constituent of ribosome. Gene Ontology annotation, biological process: translation.